AUGGGGACAGGCAGGGGGGCAAGGAUACCACUAUGGAUACCAAUGCUAGUGAUCGCCUUAACAUGCCAAAAAGGUAGGAAAUUUUAACAGAACUUCAUUCCCUGGGCAACAGCUAGUGCCUGCUUUCUCCAUGGUCCGAAGGACUUUACAGUGAUUUUGUUUGCUUUGCCUCAUUAAAUCUAAUCAGGACUUUAAACAUAUUUGCCCUGUAUUUUCCUAUCACCAUUCUAAAGACAAUAUGCUCAGGUUUCAGGGAUAUAAAAUUCACUGCCCCAGUGCCCCGAGGCAGUCGUUUGGUAGAUCAAUAGGCCAUGAUCAGUAAGUAGAUCAGCCUCAGUAUAAAAGCCAUUAAAAAUUGGUUUCAUCUUUUAUGCUCAGACACUGAUUGAUUGAUUUUUACUAGUACGAAUGAGGUUUGUAAAAUGUGAUUGUCGAAAGGAGCAAACCUGGCAGGUUAAUAAGGCAAAGAGAGAAUUGUAUAUAUUAUUUGUAAAACCAUAUCACUGCAUCAUUAAGCCUUUUGAAGUCAGUAGCAAAACUCUUGCUGACUUUGAUGAACUCAGUUCCAGUUUAAAUCCAGUUAUGUUUGAGAUCAGCCAUACAGAAAGGGGUACCAGAAUAGGACUUUGUGUCAGUGGAGCAUUUUUCAGUAGCCUUCCAUGGAAUCAAAGUAUUCUGAAAUAAGGGACAUACCAUUGUGAUCCAUGGAACUAAAAUGCUCUGCGAAAAUGAGACAAUACUUUUAAGGGAAACACAGGUUUGAAAGCUUCUUUCCUUCUAUCAGCAUCUUCGAUAGAGAACAAUUUCAAGAGUCAACCAGUUCCAUUCACAUUUUCUUUCUGAGCCUAGAGCAAAAAUGGAUGCAAACUCUAGGUUCUGAAAAUAGCACAAUACAUAGCUAUUUGAAAACUAAACCAGCCAAGCCCAGAGCCAGUUAUUUCCUCAGCAGUGCAUCCACAGAGAGUGUUCUUGAGUUAAUGACUUCUCUCUCUUCCCCUUCAAUUGCAAAUGUGUAUUGAAACAGGAUGGUUUCCACUUACAGCUACAAUCUUCUAUGUGGGCAUCAGUAAAUACAGUGAAUACUUCACCACAGGACAGCUGGUGUAGGCUACAUGGAAUGAACUGCAUCACUAUCAUUACAAAUCUGCCUUAUUUAAGAUCUCCUACUCAUUUAUACUGAAGAAAUAGCAUAGAAUUCAGGACAGCUGUUUCAGGGAGAAUAGCACAUGAUUUGUAUGCAAGUAAGGGAAAGUUUGUUGGGGGUUUUUUUGGGGGGGGGUAAAGGUGGGUGGUCUAGAAGAGGAAGCUGCCCAAGGCUGAUUCAACUGGUUCAUGUUUUGGUAUGGUUUUGCAUACCAACAACAAGAAGCUACACUGUGGCAAAAAUUGUGCAAAUAGGUUUUGGAGUUCAGUCAAUUGUCAGUUUCCACACAGGAUUUUCAAAGGUUUAAUGACCAAUCCAACUCCCAUCAAAGUCAUCACCUGGCUUAGGGUGGCGAUAGAUGCAAAGCUCAGUUAAAAUGUCAACUUGGGAUGCUGCAGCAGUUGAAGGGCAAAAUCCCCCUUAGGGUUUUGUUAUGAAAGGGAUUGGAAAUAGAAUAGGCAAUGUGUCAUAAUGGGUUAGAUCCAGACUAAGUUAAUCAUGCUUUAUUCUUUCAAAUCAAUGGGGUAAAGUUCCUCUGGACCAAUAUAAGCCCCAUUCAGUGGGUCUGCUCCACUAAGUCUCUUGAUCCACACCAGUGUCUUUAUAUAAGUCUGUGGUGUACUUGCACUUGAAAGGACCUAUCCACACUUAUCUUGUUCUACCACUUUCCUCUGGGGAAACUAGCUUCUUACAACUGAAUCACAGCAAAUGUCAACUGGAUUUUCCAUGAAUUGAUGAUUGCUCUGUUUCAGUGGGAAAGAGCAGGUUUUCCUAGGGAAAGCAGUCUGGCAAGUGGAAAACUCCUGAGACUCAUGCUUUCUAGGCAUGGGACAAGGGGAAGUGUGGGUGAAGGUGAAUUCUGCACAGUUCUGGCCACCUUAUCUCAAUAACUGGGCAAGGUCAGUUCAAGGGAUUAAUGGGUUGGAGCAGUUUCCCACUCAGGAAACGUGAGCUCAGAAAAGAAGAGGGCUUUUUUCUUCAGAAAAGAAAGGUAACUAAAGGGUGAAUUCUAGAGAUUGACAAAAGCAUGGAUUGUGUUGAGAAAGUGGACACAGAGAGGUAUUUUCUCCCUCUCUCAUGCCAGAACAGGGAGUUACCCAACGAAACUGAUUAGCACUUGAUUCAGGAUAGAUAAGAGAAAGUCCUUCAUCACUUUACACACAUUUAUGGAAUUUGAUGCUGCAAGAUGAAGGCAUCUCUUAGGUGACUUUGAAAGAAGAGCAGAAAACCAGUCAGGGAGAGCAGGUUGUUAACCAUAAUAAUUAAGUGGAACCUCCAUGUUCAUGCAGUACAAAUCUGAAUAGAGUAUCAGUUGUGUGGCGUGAGGGGGAGAGUGGGAAAGGUCUGCUGCCUUGAUACUCUGCUUCUGCUGGGAAGGGUCAGAGCUCAGUGGUAAAGCACAUGCUUUGUCCAGUGGAGUGAACUCUCUAACAACUGAAAGCAUCUGAUGCUUUACAAAUGGGAAAGCCACAGAUAAUCGUAGAAUCAUAGACCUGUAGACUUGAAAGGAACCCUGAGGGUCAUCUAGUCCAACCCCUUGCAAUGCAGAAAUCUCAACUAAAGCAUCCCUGCCAGAUGGCCAUCCAACCUCUGCCUAAAAACCUCCCAUGAAGAAGAAUCCACAACUUUAUGAGGGAGUCUGUUCCUCUGUUGAAUAGCUCUUACUAUCAGAAGGUUCUUACUGAUGUUUAGCCAGAAUCUCCUUUCUUGUAACCUGAAGCCAUUGGUUCAGGUCCUACUUUCCAGAGCAGGGGAAAACAAGCUUGGUCCAUCUUCCAUGUGACAGCCCUUUAGAUACUUGAAGAAGGCUAUUAUCCUUCCUCUCAGCCUGCUCAUUCCCAAGCUAAACAUACCCAAUUCCCUCAACCAUUUCUCAUCAGGCUUUGUUAAUCUUGGUUGCCCUCCUCUGCAUAGCUUUCAGCUUUCCAAUAUCCUCCUUAAAUUGAGAUGCCCAGAACUGGACACAAGACUCCAGGUGUGGUCUGACCAAGGUGGAACAGAGCAGUACUAUUACUUCUCUUGUUCAGGACACUAUACUUGUGUUGAUGCAACCUAGAAUAGCAUUGGUCUUUUUCUUUUCUUUUUUUUACUGCUGCAUCACACUGUUGACUCAUGCUAAGCUUGUGGUCUACUAAGACCCCUAGAUCCUUUUCACAUGUACUAUUAGUAAGCCUGGUGUCCCCCAUCUUAAAUUUGUGCAGCUGGUUCUUCCUGCCUAAGUGUAGAACCUGACAUUUGUCUCUAUUGAAAUUCAUUUUUCUAGCAUGAGAUCAAAUCUGUGGGUCUGCCUACUUGUAAGUGAGCCUGCCUGUGUGCUGAGACACCCAUGCACAAUAUGCCUCCAUGGUUUGAAGCAAAGGACAGGUCUUUUAAAAUACUGAUGCUUAGACUUCAGAGUGCCCUUUCCUGAGAAUUUCACAUAGCCCCUUCCAUUCUUGGUUUCAGACAGCAUGCUAAAAGCAACUUUGUUUAGCUGGGCUUUUGAAAGAGGAAGGGAAUGGCUUUAGGAGACUGGUUGAUGAUUUGAAAAUUGUAUUUUGAGCUGAUGCCAGUUCCCCCACCUAUGAUGUUUUGUAUGUAGUUUUGCUUGUUAGCUGUUAAGUUGAUGGGCCAGGAAAAAAUAUUUUUAAUGAAGAAAUGAAUUAAAGUUUGGUCAAAUCCUGUGCCAUUGCCUUUUGCUAGUUAGCAGAAUUGUUGCAGUCCCUUUCUCACUGUUUUAACUGUUGCCACAGUCAACACCCAGGUUGAGCAAUCCCAGUAUGAAGACCAGCAAUCCCAGUAUGAAGACCAGCAGUAUGAUCAACAGCAGCAGCAGUCAAAUUACGACUAUCCAUCUGUGCAGCCGACACAUGAUGACAGUAGGUGUUUCUAACUUCAUUUGGACUCCAGCGCUAGCCAGAUAUGCUUGCAAUUGCCAAGCCAUAAUUAUUUCCAUCUUUCCCAUAUUCUUGGUCUCUGCUUUAAAUUCCUACAUAGUUUUGCAUCCCAGCCUCUUAGUAGGCAGAGAUGAGGCAAUACUGAAGCUAAAGGUUUUCUGCUUUAGCUCACAAAGUGAUUGCUUGCACACCCCUCUGAGUUGCACCUGUUCCUUUUUGCUCUGAAAAUGAAAACUGAGCUCCUCAAGCUAUUAAUUUGUUAUCUUUGGGAACAUGUAGGGUGUUAAGGCUUGAUUCUUAGAUAGUGUACAGUGGAUAAAGUUUUGUUUAUCUUGAGAUUAUGCUAAUUUCCAUCAGUCAAAGAGCAAGCAAACACCCUCAUGCGAGGCAGGUAUCUAAUCUAGAACUAUGUUUGUAUUGCAUAGGUGUUUGCGCAGCACACAAAUAUAUUACGUGUGAGCAUGGGUGUACACCCAUGUGGUACACCCAUGAUAGUGGGACAUUUAAAUACAUCCCUUUGUGCUUAGAAGUUCUAAACUGCAUCACUCCCAACUGGGACAGGUCCAGCAUAUCUGCAUAGUAAUUUUAUCAUUUUGGAAAUGCCUAAGAAUGUUAGAUUGUGUUUUUGAAUAAUUAGAGAAAGCUGUUUGCAUGGCUCACCGGCUAGAUCACCUUCGCUUCUACAAUAAAUUGCACAUUGUCCAUUUUACAUAAUAUGCUUAAAAACUGGCUCCCUUUUAGCUAAAGUAAGAAUGACAGCUUGAACAGAACUGACAGGGAGAAGCCAAAGUUAAAGAGAUUCAGAAAGGAACACAGCCCAUGACCCAGCCAAAGUCAAACACUGCAAUAUAAUAACAAUAAUACUGUAAUUUAUUAUUUAUACCCUGCCCAUGUGGCUGAGUCUCCCCAGCCACUCUGGGUGGCUUUCAAUUGAGUGUUAAAAACAAUACAAAGCCCCUUUAAAUUCAAUGGAAGAGUUAAAUGUGCUGUUGAACACUGGCUUUUAUCACUUUGUGCAAUUUACAAAUUUAUCUGUUCUGAGAAAUAGGUGAUUAUCUCUUGCUUUGCCUUAAUCUAACAUUAAUUGGGUUUCACACUCUGUGCAAUCUACAAACUAUGGGGAAUAGCCAACGAAGUCAGAGUAGACCCUCUGAAAUUUAUGGACUUAAUUACUUACAUCAAUUUAUUUUGAUGAGUCAUCUCUGAGUAUGACUAACUUUGGAUAUUGCCCAGUUAAACAGAAUUAAAGAAUUCUUAGGUAAAUUUUUUUGACACAAGUUAUGCAAAUGAUAACCAAAGUGGUUCUUAAAAUAAACUAUGGUAUUCAUUUCAUAUACCGUAUUCUAUUUAUGGUAGGAGCUAUAAAAGAUCAGGACUAUUCACAUUUUGAAUCAUCCAAGAUACACGGAGUUAGUUUUGUAUUGCUUUUAAAGGCAGGCUAAGUCUUGCACUAAGUAAUUUUUUUAUAUAACUUUUCUGCAUCUCAUUAUCUUUUAUAUUUUUGCAAAAAAACCAAAAACAAACAACAACACAGAAAAGAGGGACUUUCUGGGGGAACUGUAGAAAGCUUUAUGUUUCAAACUGUAGAAAUUCUUACAUAAAAAACUGCAUAUGACUGGUCCCUCAGUCCCACAUAAACUACAAGUGUUGGUAAAUUCUAGUGGGAAGGGAGGAAACCCGCUAUUUCCUCCUCUCUUCUUGUAUGUUGCAAUAGCCCUUGUGUUGAACAGAAUCUAUGUUUUUACUGCAAAGGGGCAAGCACUGAUGUAGGAAUAUCUGGAAGUAAUUCCUGAAUCAUGGCUAGCCCAUAAUGAGAUUUCAGAAAUGAUAAAAGAGGCUAAGACAAGGAGAACCUACUGGAUCAGGUCAAUGGCCCAUCUAGUCCAGCAUCCUCUUCUCACAGUGGCCACCCAGAUGCCUGAGGGAAACCCUCAAAUGCUGAUAUCCUUUCCUUUCACACCAGGUUUAAUGAACUGCUACUUCAGUGUAGCAACACAGAACGGCUAUAAUUGCACACACAGUUAAACCAUGGUUUCUUUAAACCAUGGCUAGGUUAACAAACCACAACAUAUCAUCUUAUAGACAAGUAAGCAAGCCACAGUUUAUUUUCCCAAAGUAUGUUUUGUUUCUAGCCUUCUGCCUCUGUAACUUGGCAAUUGUCUCAGGCAGGAUGGCCAAAUGAACCAAGGUAAAGCAGCAAGGCUGCUGGGUUUGGACAAAAUGUCAAACCUUUGUUAAAAUAAGCCAUGGCUGAAAAGCCAACAACAAACCAUGGUGUGCCAUAGUUUGUGACCAGAAAACAAACCAUGCUUAAUCUGUUUGACUACAGCUUUGAAUAUUCAAACAAACAACUCUGAUUCAACAUAUGAUGGCUUCAUGUUACAUGUAAUCCAGACCAAGACCAUGCUAUUAUAGAUGCUGCUGUUUGUUAUGCCUAGAUACAUCCAGCGCAAAUCUCUUUGUAUGCAAGUUCAGAAACAAGAUAUUCCAUAAAACAUAAUCACAUUUUGUUUGAGCCAAACACAGUGAAAGGAUUUAAUCCCUCUCACGUUGCUCACAGUGUAUGUGAUGCCCUUUCACAAAGCAAAGGGAAAGCAAUUAAUUUACAAUGUGACUAGUUUUACCUGGAAGAGGCUGGUAUCAUAUUCAAGUUACCGUAUGCUCCACAUGAGAAAAGCCUCAUUACAUAAGUAAAGUUGGCACCAUUUUGGUUAUUUUGACAAGUUGUAUUUGGUGCCAAUUCUGACAGAACACUUUUGACAUUUUAUUUCUGCAGAAAGUGGUAGGUAGUGUCACACCAAUACUUUCCUCAUGUGCAUAUCUGAACACUUAGUUAAGAAAAAAAAUUUUAAGCAGACAUUUUGUGCCUACUUACUUGAGAAGAAAUCUCAGUAAACUCACUGGGGAAUCACUUUCAGGUAAACUAUGCACAGAACUGGGCUAUCAGUAUGACAAAUCUCAGGAUUUCAUCACCAGCCACAUGGCCUCUACCUUAGAAUCCUUUAAUAGCUCACUAGAAUUUGCAUUUAAAAGCCACACUAUCCAGAAUAGAAAGGGGGGGGGAUUGAGAAUCAUAGUUGAACUCUCAUUGCCCCAGCCAUCAAGGCCAACAGUAAGAGAUUGUGGAAGUUGUAGUUCAGAAGGUCUGGAGAGUGCCAGGCAGGGGGAAGCUGCAUUAGAGCUUUAUUCAUCAAAUGGAUUUGGAGAUAUCUCUCUAUUAUUUCAUUAUGGAAAUGCUGGUACAAGCUGUAAUCAUAUUUAUUUCCAUCAGCUUUUGUCAAACCAUCUCGUAGUCCUCCUGUCACCAUCAUCCCUCCCAUGAGAACAACUCUGGCUGUGAAAGGUAAGUGAACCACAAACCACAUUCUUGUGUUUUAGACAAUAAUCUUCCACUCACUGGGUGAACUUCAACAAAUGAGUCCUAUCAGUGGCAGCCCUAUGCAAGGACUUCCACUUGUGCAAUGGGGCUCUUCCCCCGCUCCUCUUCCCCAUCUCCCCUGUGUCCUCCCCCACCGCCAUUGGCUCUGGCGAGUUGGGAGAGUGCCCAAAUUGGGGUUGGGGAGGUGGGGUGGAAGAGAGGGGGGUUAUUCCAUAUGGCAAGCUGAAAUGCUUUCCUUGACGGAACUAUUCCAUUAGCAAGAAGUUGGAUUCCUCCCACUGAUUCAAGUUCCAUUCCAUUUACUUCAAAGGUUCUUUAGCAGCUGUAUUCCAGAAAGGAAGAUUGCAAAACUGAACCUUAGUAUCAUAUCGGUUAGAAAUGGACUAGGGAGAAACAAAGGAAAGGGAAACAACCCAUGGGCUUCCCUUCAAGAUCAAACAACAGAUCAAGAGCAAAUAAAAGAAUAUCAUGUGUCCAUAUUUUAUAGAAAUGUAGAUUUUGAAGAUAAACUGAGGAGGAUUCUUGGAUGAAUGGAUAGGUGGGUGGGUGGGUGAGCGAAGGAUUUGGGUAGAACCUUACAGAUUAUUUUGAAUCCACAGCCGGAAACUCUGCUCACAAUGGGAGAGUGUGUAGCACAUGGGGCAACUUCCAUUUCAAGACCUUUGAUGGGGACAUCUACCAUUUCCCUGGCACCUGCAACUACGUCUUUUCCUCCCACUGCAAAUCUGAUUAUGAAGACUUCAACAUCCAAAUAAGGCGCUCUGUGGUUGAGAAUGCUGCCAUUAUCAGCCAUAUCAUCAUAAAAAUUGAUGGAGCAGCCAUUGAACUGACGCCACACUCCAUUACUGUCAAUGCAGAACAGUAAGUUCAGUUACUUUACUAACGUCCUUAUUAAUGCCAUUGGGGCCAACAACACAGAGUGGCUGUGUGGUACAGGAGCGAACAGCUAUGCAUAGUCCAAGGUGGGUUAUAAAUGCCACAGCUUUUAUUGGUUGUAGCUGUAGUUCACAGGCUCCAGUGUUUUCAGAGAGCAACGAUCCUAUCAUCAGGCACCUAAAGUGCUGGAAUAAGGCUGAUUUAUAAGUGAAAGUGUUAAGUGAAAAGUGUCUUUGCAUGAGAAUAGUCAUGGUUAGACUUGGGCCACAUCAGUCUUCAAGUCAUAUAAGAAUGGGGUAGUUUCAUAUGCUUGAACCAUGUGUCUGUUUAUAUUGAAGGGAUGCCAUGAAUGUUCUUAAAAAGAUGAAUUAGGUUUUUGUCAACGAGAGGUUUUCUAUUUGCCACCUUCAGUUGCAAUUUGCUUUAUCUCCAGCGUCCAGCUGCCCUACAGCCACUUGGGAAUCUUGAUGGAGACAGUCUCAGGUUACCUGAAAAUUGUUUCCAAGCUAGGCUUGGUGAUCAUGUGGAACCAAGAGGAUGGCCUUCUGGUAAGAAUAUGAAUGCUCAAUAUGCUGUUUUGUAACGAACAACCAUGACACUAUUUAUCAUGUGUUUGUUAGCAAGUAAGUGGUGAUUAAAAGUAUUUGCAGUUUAGAUGUGAUGCCCUCCAUUUCGUUUUGAAAUUAGGAAAAAACAAAUUUGCCUGUAUUCGGCAUCGAAGAUUACCUAAUGCAAGAUUACCUUCUUCUUAGUAAAGAGGGGGGAAACAAGAUUAAAACUGUUGCUAAAAAUUAAUCGCUUUUCUCAUGUAAUCAGCAUUCCUGAGUGCAUAUCUUUUAGAGAAAGGUCUUGAGCUGCACAGUUUAAAAGCACAAGCACAAUCCCGCACUUGAAUUCAUACUAUUUUAAAAGUGAAAUGUAAAGAUAGCUAUAACUCUUGAGAUUUUUUUAAAAAGGGGUUUGUUUGUUUUUGUUUCAGUUUACUCAUGAGUGACUUCAUAAGUCAUGCCUGAUAUUGUGAACCAGAAUGAUUAUUCAGUAUAUCCCUUUGGUCUCUUGAGCUCUUGGAUCAUUUCUUUGGUGGUCUGGUCAUUAUGUUUCAUCAUGUUAAUAUCUUAAUUCAGUGGGUUGGAUCAAAACUUGAAGGGGCAGAAUUGCACUAACCAGACACUCCUACAGGCAGAAGUGAUGAGUGUGCUUCCUUUUUUUUUUUUCAUUUCCCUCUUCUCUCUUCAGCCCCACAUGCCCCCACUCAAAUCUGUUCCAGGGGGUUGGGGAGCCUGUCAGACCAACAUGGAAGAUGAUGUGGGGAAGGGUUCAAGGAAGAAGGGGAAACUGUUCUAAGAAUAGAGAGUAAUCAAAAUGAGCCAUUCAAAAUUAGCUCAGUCAGGUAGUAAAUAUUUACAAGCUCAAUCAGCUUGUAAAUAUUGGGUUCAUCUAUACAUCAGUUGUUCACCACUCUCAUGCAAAACCAGCCAUCAGCUCUCAUUUUUAUUCAUCAUAUUCAACACUCUGUGAUUUCACUAUACUUAUCUCUUGCUUCCCCCAUUUGUUUUAGCUUGAACUGAAUGAGAAAUAUGCUAAUCAGACUUGUGGACUUUGUGGAGACUUCAAUGGAAUCUCAACUUUCAAUGAAUUUGUUUCUAACAGUAAGUAUACAACCCCCCCCCCACACAACAACACACACAGGCAGUUCUGUUGUUAUUGCUUCUGGAAGUUCAUUUGUAAGACGGCAAUGUUUAUAUUGGCAAACACUUGUGAAAGGCUGUGUGGCAUUUUAAAAGGACCAAGGCUCGUUUGUUGAAGUGAUCUCUUGCAAAAAUUGCAGUCUUUGUUUUCCCUGUCUUUCUGUAGCUAAUUCUGUAAAUGGUCUAUUACAUCUUUAAAACAUGAGUAUUUUUUUUUUUAAUGUGGGACCGGGGCUCCCAACUUCGAAUAUACGAACAUAGGAAGCUGCCUUAUACCAUUGGUCCAUCUAGCUUAGCUCUGUCUAUGCUGGCUGGUGUCAGCUCUCUAAGGUUUCAGACAUGGGUCUCCUCUAGUCCUACCAGGAGACACCAGGAAUUGAACAUGGGGCCUUCUCUAUGUAGAACACUUGCUCUACCACUGAGCUAUGGCCCUUUCCUGAGUUUGUGUCAAGCAAGGAGAGUAAUGAUGUAGCAGAGAACAUCCUCCUCCAAGUUUCUGACCUGGCUAUAUCUUGUCUCUCUGACCUAUGCCACUACAUAGUGCUAGUCUGGGAUGCAGGAUCUUUCAAGGCAGACGUGGGUAGGAUUCCUUCAUGGAAGUUUGAAAGAGGGCAGACCUACAUUCUGUUUUUGGUCUUAUGCACCAACCCAUCUGUCCUAAAGGAUAACAGCCCAUCCAGCAGGGAAUUCACCAUGGAUCUUGAGCAACCUCUGGUUUGAUGUGGCCAGGAAGGCAUCUUGGUUGGGACUGCCAACAAGAUGAUGCAGAAAGAUGUGGGUGUUUUUACUUUAACCUCAUUGACCUUAGUAGGAACUAUAGCUGUUAGAUGAAUCACAACUUGGAAUUUGUUAAUGCAUAGGUAUGGGACAAGAAUCUGAGCUUUCUUGAGGCAAAUGGGUAGGGGUGGGGACUUUUAAAAUAUAUCUUUCUAGUAGUUGACCUGGCUGUCACCUCAUGGGCUCAAGCUCUUCCUUCUACAUCCAUCUGCCAAACUUAUCUGGCAUAAAGAAAAUAAAGAUGUGGCCUGUGCCACCCUGGACCAGUAGGGUUGGCUGUACCCUAUCUACUCCUGCUCUAACUACAAUUUUAGGAUGACCAUUUUGAAAAUAAUGCUAUUCAUACUUAUUGCAGACGUCAAACUGAAUCCUGUGCAGUUUGGAAACAUGCAGAAGAUGGAUGGACCCACCGAAGAAUGCCAAGAUCCUGCCCCUUCAGCUGCAAGCAAUUGUAGUCAGGAGUUUGUAAGGAUUCUUUUUGUUGUACCUUCUUUUUAAGGGAGAUCUGAUAUUUUCUUUCCCUUUGCUUUGUCUUCAGGGAAUGCAAAAGACACUGAGACAACGAACUUUUGGAAAUAAAUGCUAACUUACAAAUAUCAUUGGUUAAAAUCAGUAGUAGUUCAAUAGCUAACUGGCGCUUUAUGAAGCCCAUUGAUUACACACACUGUCUAUUUCCUACUUCCAGAGUACUGUCUGCCAAACAGUAUUGACUGGUGAAGCAUUCAUGGGCUGCAAUGCACUGGUUGAAGUACAAGAUUACAUUGAUGCUUGCGUACAAGACUUGUGCAGCUGUGAUAAGUCUGCCACUGAUUACUGCAUUUGCAACACCUUUGCUGAAUAUUCCCGGCAAUGUGCCCAUGCUGGUGGACUGCCAAUGGAAUGGAGGACAGAAGAUCUGUGUGGUAAGUAUCUCUGAAAGGCACUUCCGCCUCUCUGGGUCAGACUCAAUCAUAAUGUGGGGGGCACUGUUGUAGGCCGUCUAGCCUAAUCCUUUGCUUAAUACAGAAAUCCAGUAAGCCCAGCAGAUGGUUGCCCAGCCUCUGCUUAAAGACCUCUAGUGAGAGAGGGAACUCUCCAACCCCAUGCAAUGGAUUCCAUUCUUGAAUAGAACUUUCCAUCAAAAAAGAUUCUCCUCCUGUUCCACUGAAGUCUACCCCCUGUAGCUUAAGCCCAUUUGAUUUAGUCCUGUCCUCUGGGGCAGCAGAAGACAACAAUUUUUCCCUGUUUGGUGCAACAGUUCUUCAUGUAUUAGAAGUGUACUUUCUUGUCUCUGCCUAGUAUACAUAUACCCAGUUUCUUAAUUUUCCCCUCACUGGGCUUGUUUUCCAUAUUCCUGCUUAAAAGAAAAACCUCACCAGAACAUAAAACACCAUUUGUUUAAAGCAAUUUCACCUCAAGAAAACAACCAACACAAAAAUUACAUAGCGGGUCAUCUAAUGUUUCUUAAUUCAUGUCUCCUUUCAGCCAAGACAUGCCCUUUCAAUAUGGUGCACCAGGAAUGUGGCUCCCCCUGUUCUAAUACUUGUACCAAUCCCGAAAGGUCCCAGCUCUGUGAAGAUCAUUGUACAGAUGGCUGCUUUUGUCCACCAGGUAAGUCAACAAACAACAUUAGGCUGACAGCAGGGGCUCUGGAUAUUAAUAGCUUUCCAUAGAAAACAGCUUCCUCAGUUACAGUUUUAAAUGAGAUAGUCAUGAUUGCUAUCCUCUGCUAUGAAAAUUAAGGGUGGUUCUUAAACCCCCCACCCACUUUUGGAUUUAUUUUGGAUCUUGUUUUUUCUAUAUAUCUUUAUAGAGUGCUUUUGUGGAUAGGCAAAUUAAAAAUUUAAUAUAUGCACACUUCUUUGCAUAUUUUAAUUUUAUUUUUAAAAUGUUUUCAAUUAUUUUAUAAUACGUCUUGCUGGAAAGGUCAUACACUCUUGCAGAAAGGCGAACUAGAAAUACAUACAAUCAAAAAGAUUGUUCUUUUUCAUUUUUUAAAAAAAUGCAUGUAUUUAUUUAUUUCAUGCUGAAGUGCUGGUGCUAUUCUGAGUAACGUUCAGUUUCAGUGGGUGAUGCUUAGUUCUAGUAUUAGCAGAAAGACGGAAAAAGAAAUUCCUGUGAACUUUGCUGAGAGUGAAUGACUGGCAAGUUUUAUGAGGGCAGGUUGUUCAGUUGGAUGGCUCAAUGAACUGAUCCAGCUUGGUAGCUUGUAUGCUCUUAAAACAAAGCAAACCUGGUCAAGAACACACACAGACACACACAGACACACACACACACACACACACACACACACACACACUACUACUACUACUACUACAGGUGUUUAAUGUGUGGGAAUGUUGAGGGUGGCAGGAAAGGAUAUAUUGAUUAUUAAUAUCCUUCCCAACUUGCAAUAGCAAGUUUCUUCACUCUGCUAGAGUGCAUUCCCCUUCUUACAGAGCAGAAAACUGGUUGCAAACUCAUGUGAGUUUCUUAAGACAAUAAACAAUUCAAUCUGGGUUGCCCAGAUUGAGAUAUGUUCUAAUAUUCCUGAUAAGACCCCUUUUGAAUCCCUCCUAAAAGAAUAAAGACACCACAGUCUUAUUCAUAAGUAACAAAAAGUAGUUUUACUCAUGAUCAGGCAGAGCACAGUGUGAUCCCUGAAGGCAGGCUUUAGGCUUAAAGUUACACACAUGUACAAAGAGGUUUACCUCAUAUGGGAGAUAACAGGGGAACUGCUGUGGCAGCCAGCAGUCCAGUCCAGACAGGGCAAACGGGAAGGUCGAAAAGGGGAAGGUAGCAGCGUGACUUGCCUUUUACCAGGUCUGGAGAGGUCAUGCCCACCUACUAGUCACAUGCAAGGAAGGAUGCUCCAGGCCAGGAAGACAGGAAGUUUUGACUGGCUGAACCAAACAUUCCCUUGCAUGUCCACUCUAGCAAAACAAGGAAUGUUGUACUUGACUGCUCCCAGUGGAUUACAUCCCACAUAAUGCAGCUCCCACAAUGCCAAUUUCUCGAGCUACUGGAAAAUGGUAACAUGGUAGGUUGCCAUCAGGAGUCUGGCAUGACAAUACCAAAGUCAGUGGAAUGGUGGAAUGUGCCUCACAGAUCUUAAAAACAAUGAAACUGAUACCUAACCUACCUCCUUAUUCUUUUAGGCACUGUGUUCGAUGACAUAAGCAGCUCUGGUUGCAUUGCUGUGAAGGACUGUCACUGUACUUACAAUGGAGACACUUAUUCUCCUGGAGCUUCUUUUGCAUCCCAGUGCACUGCAUGGUAAGACACCCACAUCUGCUCAUUCCUAUUGCCUAAAAAAUAAAUGUGAUGGGAAUAAUGACUCAAGCGUAGAAUGUUGUGGUAUUAAAAAAAGAAUCUCAGUAUUGAUGUUUACUACUUUAGUGUCAAUUGCGUCAAAUGCUAAAACACUGCAGCAUGGAGCCACAUGGAUGCUCCCUUGGGUUCCGUGACAGAAGAAAGGUAGACUAUAAAUGAUACGAAACAAAAUAAGCUACAAAAUACUGAAAAAACACCAACUGACAGGCAUCAGAUUAAUAUGAGUGAAUUAAUAUGGCUGAAUGUCAAGUACAGGUAUCCAUAUUCAAAGGAUAUCCUGCUGUUUCUAGGAUAUCCCUCCAGGUAUAUUUGACAUCAAAAUUCACAAAGAAGAGGAGAUAUUUGAGGAUUUUUUUAAGGAGCAGGUUAAUGUCAUUGUGAAGGAGGAGGUGGAGGAGAAACCCCAUUUUUUAAAUAAAACAACAACAACCCAUUGAAUGCAUUCAUAUUGUAUAUGAAGGAGAUGAAGGUUUAAAGAGCCUUUUGUUCAAAUAUGCGACAUCAAUCCAUUUCUAUUCCAAAAUUAAAUAAAGGGCCCCAUUUUGGCAGUGUGUUUUGAAAUAUGAAGCCUUCAGGAAUACACGGGUUAUGAUUUAUUGUUUAUUGUUUCAACGUCUUUCAAAAACAGUUAUUAACAUUGCUAUAGCUCAUCAAGGAACAUUGGAUUACCUACAGAAAAGUUGUUCAUUAAUAAAAGACCACAACCUACAGCAGCACUUAAAGAAAGGGAAAUAAGUGUAUUAAAAUAGCCUAGCUUUAAUUAUUGUACUUUUCUUUUUUGCUUGUUUUGUUUUCCUUGUGUACACUGUCACCUGAUGCACACCACUCUCUUCUCUUCAGUACAUGUACUGGAGGCCAGUGGGCCUGUGUCAGCCUUGACUGCCCCGGAAUGUGCUCUGUUGAAGGAGGCUCCCACAUCUCCACAUUUGAUGAGAAACGUUAUUCGGUCUUUGGGGACUGUAGCUAUGUCUUAACUAAGGUAACCAAAAGGCAAUAUUUAACUUUUGGGGAGGUUUGCAAUGGAGAAAUCCCCACAUGCAGGGAUCAAAAUGGCUUGGUUAGAAUGUCACAGGAAAAAGGUUUGAUUUAAUUAAGCUAUUGACAUCAACAGUAAUUUUCUGUACACAGGAAACCCCAGCAAAGAGUCCAACAUAAAAUAAGUACGUUGAUGUCAGCAGGCUUUUGCAAAAGUCCCAUAGGAAAGAACUGCAGUUGCCAUGCUUUGGGGAUUUCAUAUGCAACUGUUCAAUUCAGCCUUCCUCAACCUGGAUAUUUUGGUCAACAACCCCCUUCAGCACCAGCCAGCAUGGCCCUGGUCUGGGAUGAUGAGAGUUGGAAUCCAAAAACAUCUGGAGGGUACUAGGUUGUGGAAGGCUAGUUUAAUUCACUGCUGUUUAAGUAUUGCAGUGUAUUUCUCAGACUUUGACAUGCUUUCGAACUGCUAGGUUGGCUAGUUGGACUUAAAAAAGGUAAAGGUAAAGGUACCCCUGCCCGUACGGGCCAGUCGUGUCCGACUCUGGGGUUGCGUGCUCAUCUCGCUUAAGAGGCCGGGAGCCAGCGCUGUCCGAAGACACUUCCGGGUCACGUGGCCAGCGUGACGAAGCUGCUCUGGCGAGCCAGCACCAGCGCAGCGCACGGAAACGCCAUUACCUUCCCGCUAUAAAGCGGUACCUAUUUACCAUAUCUACUUGCACUUGGGGGUGCUUUCGAACUGCUAGGUGGGCAGGAGCUGGGACCGAACGACGGGAGCUCACCCCGCCGCAGGGAUUCGAACCGCCGACCAUGCGAUCGGCAAGUCCUAGGCACUGAGGUUUUACCCACAGCGCCACCCGCGUCCCAUCUAGUUGGACUUAGUUCCCAUUAAAUUAAUGGGACUUGAGCUUAGCCAAUACUUAAUUUCAAUGGGGCUAAAAUAUGACUAAUUUAGUUUACAUCCAGUCCAGAAGCUUUCACUUCAAAUCAGCACCUCUCCUCAGAUUACUUCCUGUAUAAAGCCCUAAGCCAGGGAUGGGGACCCUGUGGCCUCCGGACAGUCAGAGAUGAUGGGAGUUGUAGUUCAGCAGCAUCUGGAGGUGUUGUUCCAGCAAAACACUGGGAGCCCUUUUACCUCAUGAGCCCUCUUGCCCAUUAAGAUAAUGGAGAGGAUGCCCUAUUCAUGUGCUAGCUCCUUGCAAUGAAAUAUCAAUGGGAGCAAGGGAUAGACCUUUUACAGCACUGGCUCCUAUUCUGUGAAACACCCUUCUAAGAGAAAUGUCAAUUCUAUGAUCUUCCUUGCCUUUCAAAUACAAGGUAAAGUAUGCUUGUUUAGGCAAGCUCUUAAUCUUCCAUAGGAACUUGGCAUGAUAUUUGACUUGCUAAAUUAUCACGUUUUAGUCUUAUUUAUAUCAUACUUUGUUUUUUAAAACAUGUUAGCAACGUGUUGUAAAAACGACAUUAUAUUGUUUUAAUUGUGGGAAGUUGCCCCAUAUUGACAACGAAAAGCAGGCUGUCAUUAUUUUAAAUAAACAACCCAGCUAGCUCAAAAGCCAUGCGGUAAUGGUUAUAUAAAAAGCCAAGCAUUGCAUGCUGCCUACACUCUGUGUUCUUCACUUCCAGCUCUGUGACAGUAAGGCCUUCACUGUUCUGGGAGACAUUCGAAAAUGUGGCCUGACAGACACCGAGACCUGCCUGAAAGGCAUCGCCAUCAACAUAGAUGGAGGAGAGACAGUAAGUAUGGAAAACAAGGCCAACUAUAUGCUCAAAAGGGAGAUUACACACUGAUUUAUAGAAGCACUCCUUCCGCCCACAGUGAAACAGCAAAUAUGUUCAGUCUUAUGCAGAAUGUGUAGAACUGCUCAGUUUUAUCUCCUAGUCUCAAUUACUACUCCUAACAAUAAACCAACUGACCUGUCCCAAUCAGAAUGUGAACUUCAGUCCCCUUGUGUGGCCCUCAUUUCCCCUCUAGGUUACAGUAAGUCCUUUCACAGUCUAGAUUUCAUAAUAUUGCAGGCCCACUGCCCCACAACCUCAAGCCCUCCACCUUUCCUUCCUUGCACAUUUUCCUUCUCUUCCCACUUCUUUGUUUCCAAUGCUCCUUUCUUCAAGUCUCCUUCCCCAUAUCUAUCCUUUCCUCUGGUUACUGUUUCUUGGCUUAGUGCUCUCUUCCUUCAACUAACUUGCUUCCAGUUUCUCCCUCCCUCCCUUUGCUUCCUUAUCUCCUUGUGAUUCUUCCCAUUCUCCAGACUGCCCCACAAACCUACUCUGAUCCAUAGAGAGCUGGGUGAGGAUUUAAUUCCAGUCCCUUCCCUCAUAAAAGUUAUUCCAGACAUUCUAGCAGCUUUGUUUCCUGAGCAGUUGGAGCAUUCAUGAACAGUUCAUUUCCAGCACAAUAAACUGGUGUCAGAGGCUUCACUGCUACAGAUGCAAUACAAUGUGGAUUUUGUUGGAAGUUUAUGUGCAUGAGCAGUGUCAUCCAAAGUCACAAAGAAACAGGAAAACAAGCGCAUAUGAUAUUUUUAACCAUACUUGUUCAUCAUUAUCUUUACCUUUCUCCUCUGCCAGGUAGUUGUGAUCAAGUCUACUGGGGUCGUGUAUGUGAAUAUGAUCCUUUCCCAGCUGCCUAUCUCAGCAUGUAAGUUCUCCUUUCAGAGAUAACACAUGACAUUCAUCAUUCUUCACUCUCCUACUCUAUUAUUGUUCUCAACAUGAGGGAUACCUUCAGCAAGGCUCUUCUGAUGUUCUUAGGAUUUUGGACUUUUCUCUUAUGCUAGAAGGCCAUUUACUAGGGAAAAUGGUUAAAAUGCUAAGCAUAAGCAGUUGUUACCUCAUUGUUAAGUAUGCAAAAUGCACAUACCCUCGUGCCCCCCCCUUGUAGCAAAUGCCAUAGCCAUAUGAAUCAUCAGUUGACACCUGAUGAAAUGUUUGAUCCCAUUAGUAAACUCAUUCUAUUCCACUUCGACAGCCAAUGUCACCAUCUUCAGGCCCUCAUCCUUCUUUAUCGUUGUGGAUACAAAAUUCGGCCUCCAGUUACAGAUCCAGCUCGUGCCCAUCAUGCAAUUAUUUGUACGCUUGGACCCAACCCACAAAGAGCAGACAUGUGGUAAGUGAGUCAAUUAGUCAUUAGUCUCAAGACAUAGAGGUGAUGUUCACUGAAAUCACUGUGAUGCUGUAUGAAGGAUUGCAAGGAUUUAAAGUUGAAUCCUGACAGGAAAGGUGUACUGUGGAGUGUGGGGGACUCCCUGGUCAUGAAUGGGGCAACUGUGCCCCUGAAGGAGCAGGUGCACAGCCUGGGAGUCAUUUUGGACUCACAGCUGUCCAUGGAGGCGCAGGUCAAUUCUGUGUCCACGGCAGCAGUCUACCAGCUCCAUCUGGAAAGCAGGCUGAGACCCUACCUGCCGCGGACUGUUUCACCAGAGUGGUGCAUGCUCUAGUUAUCUCCCGCUUGGACUACUGCAACACACUCUACGUGGGGCUACCUUUGAAGGUGACCCGGAAACUACAACUAAUCCAGAAUGUGGCAGCUAGACUGGUGACUGGGAAGCGGCCGCCGAGACCAAAUAACACCGGUUUUGAAAGACCUACAUUGGCUCCCAGUACAUUUCCGAGCACAAUUCAAAGUGUUGGUGCUGACCUUUAACGCCCUAAACAGCCUCGGCCCAGUAUACCUGAAGGAGCGUCUCUACCCCCCAUCGUCCAGCCCGGACACUAAAGUCCAGCUCUGAGGGCCUUCUGGCGGUUCCCUCACUGUGAGAAGUGAGGUUGCCGGGAACCAGGCAAUGGGUCUUCUUGGUAGUGGCACCCGCCCUCUGGAACGCCCUCCCAUCAGAUGUCAAGGUAAUAAACAACUAUCUGGCUUUUAGAAGACAUCUGAAGGCAACCCUGUAUCGGGAAAUUUUAAAUGUCUAAUGUUUUACCAUUUUUUAUGUGCUGUAAGCCGCCCAGAGUGGUUGGGAAAACCCAGCCAGAUGGGCGGAGUAUAAAUAAUAAAAUUAUUAUUGUUGUUGUUGUUAUUGUUUUUAUUUAAAGUCCCCAUGGUUUUGUUCCAGGUCUCUGUGGAAACUUCAACAAUGUCCAAGCAGAUGACUUCAAAGCUGCCAGUGGAGUAGUAGAAGGAACUUCAGCUGCUUUUGCCAACACGUGGAAAGCACAGGCCAACUGUCCUGACAUCAAAAAUAUUUUCGAGAACCCAUGUACUCUCAGCAUAGAAAAUGGUAUGUGCACUGAUAUUUUGCAGCUUUUCUCAUAGGACACUCUUUAACCAACAGCCUAAUUAGAAAGACCCUUUAGAAUUAUUUUUUAAGCAGAAACUCACAUUAACUCUAUUAACUAUUGUACAAUAGAAAUUGCCCUUGUAUAGGGCUGGUAAGGACAUAAAGGUCAUGUUGACUUUUUUAGCUUUUAUAUUCCACCCUUCCUUCAUGCAGCAUCCUAAUUCUUCUCCCUCCCAUUUUAUCCUCACAACAACCCUGUGAGGUAAGCUUGUCUGAGAGAAUGUAACUGGUUUUUGGACACCUAGGGAUCUUAAAAGCUGGGUGGGUGAGUCCAACACACACUCUCUAAGUCAUAGUUUGUUGCUCUAUGCCACACUGGCUCUCAGAUGACAAUGGCUCCCCGUAAGAGAAAAAGGCUUUGUACAGCUGGAACAAUCAUUGCAGACUAUUCCACAUUAUCCAGAUCAUGGUGAAUUAAGACAGCAGAGAAAAAUGGCAUGACAGACAAAAGAUGACGGGUUAAAGCAGAUUAUAGGUGACUUGAGCAAGCAAGCACAACUUUAUGAUGCAGAAGGAAGGCAGAAAGAUACAGUUAACAAUGAGAGCAAGUUCUAAUACAGUAUUUUCUCUCAUUGACUGGCUGGAAUAGGUUCUCGAACUCUGAGAGUGAUUCUUACAUGCUUGGGUGGUGGAUAUAGAGGGAUGCAUGAGUCUGAAGGAACUAGACUAUUGUUCAAAGGUGAAGUUUGUAGCUCUGCCCUGCCCACCACUGGCGUAAGGUCCCUGAGAGGCUGCACAGAAGGGAAUGUGUUCCUUGGGCUGAAACACAUUGCCCAUCUCUGCAGUAAUAUGUAUAAAACCACAUUGCCCUUUGUCUUGUACAGAAAAAUAUGCUUCACACUGGUGCGGCCUGCUGACGGACAGCAAUGGACCCUUUCAGAAGUGCCACUCUGCAGUAGAUCCUACUGUUUUCCACACGGUACUUUGUACAUUCUGUUUCUUUGAAGUGCCAAUGAGAAUCUGAACAUAACUCCUGGGGGUGGGAAUUAAACCUGUUAGAGUGGAUAAACAAUGUCAGGGCUUCAGUAUACUCUCUGCCAAACUUUCUGUCAUUAAUGUAUAUUAUCAAUCCCCAUAUCAUGUUAUCCUACAUAUUCAUUUCUCGCUUCACUACUAAAUAUAAACAUCUCCUCAUUCCACUCUGUGUGGUUGGCCAUGUAGUUUGCCAACUUCUGAGACAGAGGUUAACAUUUAAGCAGCUGGUUCUCAGGAAACUCCCAGGUCCUCUGUAGUUUAAAGCAAGCAGUGUGAAAUAUAAAGACAUAUUUUUAGAUUAAAUUCAUAGAUGAGUUCUUCAUGUAAAGGUUUAAGAGCAAAUGUCCCUGAAGGGGAGGGGAGAGUUAAUAUUAAUGGCUAUUCUCUGUCUCCCUAGACCUGUAUGUUUGAUACCUGCAAUUGUGAAAGGAGUGAGGACUGUAUGUGUGCUGCCCUUUCCUCCUAUGUCAGAGCCUGUGCUGCAAAGGGAGUGCUGCUGAGCGGAUGGAGAACCAGCAUCUGUAGUAAGUUAUGAGGAUUUUGUAAACCAAAAAGCAAGUGACCAGAGGAGAUUGUCAAAGUGUUUCAAAUAGAACUCCAAACCAUGAUUCACCCCAACAUUUUUGGAUUUUUUUCAGUGUCGCUGAAUUAUUUUGCAAGUUUUCUUAGUAGUAAGUCUCAAUGAAAUUAAUGGCGCUUACUUUUAAGUAUCCAACAUGGUGCUAAGUGAAUCUCUGUCAGCGCAAGAUGGAAAGUUCUUCUCUUUUCUCUCCCCGCCCUGCCUGGACACCCCCUAAAUGUGUUCUUGGAGUUCCCCCAACCCUCAAGAACAGGUUUGGGGAGGGUGCAGGGUGCAUAAUACAUAAUGUAACAAUGCAUAUUAUAACUGAUUCUUUUUUAAAAAGAAGAAAGAAACCCAAAUGUUUUAAAAAAGUAGUCUUGGCAUUUUGGGUUUAAAAAUAUACUGCAGUUGUUUAGAACACCACUUAUUUUUGUGACUUUAUUUUUGAUGCAUCUGCUUCAGCUACUGCAUCUCUCAAAUAAAAUGAGCUGCUAGAGAGAAACAUCUGCUCAUCUGUAGAUGUGUGUUUUUUCCUAUAGAAAUUCAACUGCUGCCUGCUAGUAAGUGGCAAAGAAGGCAGUUUUUUUUUGUUGGCUGCCAUUUUGAAUUUCCCCAACUGCACAUCAGAACAAGGCCACCUGGUUCAAUUUGCUCCCUCUCAAGAUAAUUUUGAUCCCCUCCACAGCCUGAAAUACUGAUGAAUCAAAACAACUCAUUUCAAGGAGGUGGUUUUUAUGUGGACCCGAUCUUUGCCAGUUAGUAGCAGCUGUAGUUUCAAAAUUAUCCUGGACAAGAUUUUGAAGGAAUUUGAAGCAUCUAUGCUUUGUUUGUGUGACAACCCCAAAGUGGUGCCAGUAGUUUCCUGAAAGUCUUAAUCUGGUGAGCAGAUACAGAUGAGGUUUACGGGAGCUGCAGAAAGUUCAGAAGGAAAUAAAGUUAUUGUUUGCCAUGGGGAGGCAAAUCACAACCAAAAAACCUUACAGUCUUAUGUGAAUAAUGGAGCAUGUGCUAGUUUCUCUCUCUAGUUACACCAAAGAAUUAUUGACAGCACUGGAUUAGAAAUUAGGAGUAAAAGACAUAUUUUUUGGAAAAGAUAGAAAAACACACAAACAAUCAAAUGAGUAGUUUUCAAAGCUGUGAUUUAAAGAUGAAUCUGAAAUCACAUAGCUUGAUUCAAAGGCCAAUAAAUUACAUGGAUUAGUCACGUUUUGAACAGGCUCCUUUUCAUAAACCCAUACAAGAUAGUAACUUCCCUUCUGCAAGUUAAAUUUAAUUCAAGGCACCCAAGCAAUCGUUCAUACAGUCUUUAUGCACAAAGCAGCAUACAUCACUGUACCCAGAACAUCCCAUCACACCUGGAUGGUGAGGCAGACAUCCUAAGUUUCUCCAGCCUCUGGGACCAGAGCCCAGCAUCUAGAUAUACAGAUAUGCAUCUAAACACACAUAGCCAAUGUUUUUGAGUAUACAUUGUACCCUGCGACGUCUAGUAAUUUAUAGCCACAGUAGCUCUUAGGUAACCUCUGGAACAACUUCUUUUCUUUUCCCUCUCUCAAGCCAAAUACCAAAUGUGUCCCAAAACCCUGGUUUACCGUUACAACAUUACUUCCUGCCAACCCACCUGCCGAUCUCUGAGUGAGCCUGAUGUCACUUGCAACAUUAAGUUUACCUCCGUGGAUGGAUGCACCUGCGAAGAAGGGAUGUAUAUGGAUGAGAGCGGCAAAUGUGUACCUGCUACCAGCUGCCCCUGCUACUACAAAGGGACUCCUCUACUGUCUGGAGAAGUUAUCCAUGAAAAUGGUGUCAUAUGGUAAGUGAUGGUUUGAAAUAAGCAUUGUUAUGAGGUGAUGGGAAUAGCCAAAAUUUCCUUCCAUGGAACCAUGCUUCUAAGCUGCCCUUAAUUAUGAUUUUUUAAAUUUUGUUUUUUGGAAGAUUCAGUCAAUUUAAUUUUGUAAUGUCUGGUGCUUAGAUAUUAGGUGCCUUUGUGACACAUUUCUAAAUGCCCCAAAGUUUCUUAUUUAUGUGAGAAAAAUAUAGGAGCCCAGCUGGAUCAGACCAAAGGCCUGCCUAGUCCAACAUCUUAUUCUCAUAAUGGCCAACCAGAAGCCUGUGCAAAGCUCACAAGCAACUUAUGAAUGCAAUAGCAACCCAGCUCGUGCUCAUUAGCAACAUUAUUCAGAGGCAAUACUGGAGGCAAUAUAAAGACAUCAUGACUAGUAGCUGUGGGUGGCCUUGUCCUCCAUGAAUUUGUCUAAUCCUCUUGUAAUGCCUUCCAAGUUGUGAACCAUCACUAUGUUAUCUGGUAAUUAAUUCCAUAGUUUAACUAUGCUUUGUGCUUCCCUUUGUCUAUCCUAUAUCUCCCACCAUUAAACUAUCGCAUCUGUUAAAAACGGGCUUUCUAGUAAUGGCUAGUGGAGGGUGAGGAGAGAACUUGAGACUGGCAACAGCACCAUAGGUGCCCUGUGGAUCUCUGAGGUCUGUCCACUCCUGAUAAAAAUGCCUCAGCCCAGUCCAGAUCCACCAAGGAGAAAUUCUUAAAGCAUUUUAACAGGCUAUUUUAAGGGAAACAUUUUCCUUUUGGUCACAAGGUGACAAUUCAGCAUUCCACACCGUGAAGGAUUUGUUGUUGCUGUCCUUUAGCCAGGCAAGAACAACUGCUCUUCAUAAAACUGGUUCAAUUUUUAAGUAAGAAACAUUCUUCAUCUCUUGCAGCACUUGCACACAGGGAAAGCUUCAGUGCAUUGGAGAAGUGAAACCACAACCAGGUAAGUCAAAUCACAGAAAAAGAUAAUAGUAGUUCCAGAGACCUUGUAAAACUGAAAUAUUCAAUUGGACUUUGAGUCCUCCGUAGAUUGGCUGAAAAUAUCCCAUAGCUUCCCUCCAAUGUACAGAUGUGAGGAGUUGUUUUCCAACCUUGAGUGAUGCAAGUUCCUAUUAUCUGCUAAGAACCAUAGCCAAGAUAGCCACCAUCCUCUGUCUUAAAAUUGGGAGUGAAAAUAUAAUGUUGUCGUCGUACAAAGACUUUUAUGUGUGUUUUUAAGUAAGGUGUUGAUAAUGGUGUGCCCUGAACUAGUUUUCAUGACAUACACUCACUGUUAUGGUGGCUAAUGUCUAAUUUCAAGCUGAGAUUUCAUCUAGCUCUCCUUUCUAUCAGAAUGUUUUGCUCCCAUGGUCUACUUUGACUGCACUAAUGCCACAGUAGGAGCCACUGGAGCCGAGUGUCAGAAGAGCUGUCAGACCCUUGACAUGGAAUGCGUAAGUGUGACUACAUUGUAACCAUUUCUUAUCUAAAUUACCUGUGCAACUUAUGUAUUACAUUGUUCCCAUGAUGAUUGCAGUUAUCACUUCUUUCCUGAGUUUAUGAAACUGUCAGCACCGCUCAGCAUUCAUCAUGGUCUCCUGUUACAAAAUAGGAGUCAUGCUGAUGGGUGAUCAGAGGCAAUGACGAAAGCUAGCCUACAGAACCCAUCAGAAGGUACUUCAGUGGUAGAGACAGGGAGGCACAGGGCAUGGUAAACCAGUUUAACCACCACGUUAUGACUUGUGAAUCACUCUUACACCCAACAUUAUUUUUAAAUCAAGGGACACCCAACGUUUUUUUAAAAAUCAAGGGUAUCAAUAUACCAAGUCACAAUCUAGUGAUUUAUAAUAACAUUCUCUCAAAGAGUUCAAGAAAAGUUCUCCACACCUAAACUCCUCUGAAAAAGUAAACUUGAAGCAGUUUUGCAUAGCUUGCUAAUUAAUUGACUCUUCAUUGGUAACGCACCACUGGAGACAGAUACUGAUUUCACUCUGUCUAGUAUCUUAGACACUUUUGUUUCUCACCUAUUGAUUUGUCAAGUAACAUCUUUUGCUGCCUUAUCUUCUGUUACAGUACAGCACACAGUGCGUCUCUGGCUGCAUGUGUCCCAAGGAGUUGGUGUCCGAUGGCCAAGGUGGGUGUGUAGCUGCUGAAGAGUGUCCAUGCAUUCACAAUGAAGCCACAUACAAGCCAGGGGACAGCAUCAAGGUGAAAUGUAAUACUUGGUACGUAUCGCCUGUUAUAAGCUGAACUAAAAGUAUUGAACUCUUCCAUCUAAAUGGGGGGGGGGAUCAAACAAACCCCGCCACUAUGAAAUUUAACCAUAUUUCUGUCUGUGCAGUACAUGUAAGAACAGAAAGUGGGAGUGCUCCACUGAACCCUGCCUGGCAACAUGCUCUGUUUAUGGAGAUGGUCAUUACAUCACGUUUGAUGGCAAACGCUAUAGCUUCAGUGGAGACUGUGAAUACACACUGGUCCAGGUAUAAUACUUUUCUCCCCAAGCACUUGCUUUUUUGAAAUGCAGAGUCUUUAGUCUUGAUAUGGCAAGCUGUGUUCAUGAACACCAUAUAACCCUCUUCUCCACAGGAUCAUUGCGGUAAAAACAAUUCAAAUGCAGGGACUUUCAGAGUGAUCACGGAGAACAUCCCCUGUGGCACCACCGGGACAACCUGCUCAAAAGCCAUUAAAGUCUUCAUGGGGGUAAGUAGGUUCACGCAAGAUGAACGCAAAAUAUGACUUGUGCACCUGGACAGAACUGGGUUAUAUUAAAUCUACAAAUGGGGAAAUCAUGGAGUGCAAAGUAACUAAGCUGUAAAGGUAGCCGUGUUGGUCUGAUGUAGUCGAAAUAAAAAAAAUAAAAAAUUGUCCAGUAGCACAUUAGAGUCCAACUAAGUUUGUUCUGGGUAUAUGUUUUUGUGUGCAUGCACACUUCUUCAGAUACACUGAAACAGAAGACCCUUAUAUAUAGUGGGAAGCUGGGGUGGGGUUUUUUAGAAGGGUAGUAGGAGAUGGGUGAUUGACUCGAUGGGUAUGGUAAACCUGUUGACACUGUUAACGACUGGAAUUAGUCCUACAGGAAAAAGCAAAGGAUAGUAUACAGAUGACCAAAAAUAGCUUUAGCAUGUGUAAUGAGACAAGAAUCCAAUAUCUCUAUUCAGACCAGGUCUCUCCAUAGUUUUCAGUUUACUAAUAAGUUGUAAUUACUUGAAAGAGAAGUUGCUGAAUUACAACUUAUUGUUGCUUUUCAUCUUUCAGAACUAUGAGCUGAUACUCGCUGAUGAAAAAUUUACAGUGGUACAGAGGCUUUCUGGUGGAGGUGAAGUGCCAUUCAAGGUCCGCUACAUGGGAAUCUACAUGGUGAUUGACACCACAGCUGGACUGGUCCUGUUGUGGGACAAGAAAACCAGUAUCUUCAUCAAACUCAAUGACGAAUUUAAGGUAUGCUGAGGAUGCCAGAUCAGAUUAUAUAGGGGUGUGUGUGUAAUGAAAGAGAAGUGCUACAACAUUCUUCUAGGAAAUUCUGUAAAGGACAAACAUUAAGAGCUAAUGUUAGCAUUUAAAUAUUCCAGUCAGUUGAUUUAUCAGAUGAAUCCCCUUACUUGACCUCUUCAUAGUCAGUUUAACAUAGGUUCUUUGUCUGUAUGAAGAACUAUUGAUAGUAAUGAGAAACUGGUCACAUUAAAAACAAAGUACAAGACAAUGUACUAACUUCAUAUUAUGAUGAAGUAUGACUCCAGAAAUUGAUUAUUCUUUAUGUGAUCUCAUGGUGGGCUUCCCAUGGGCAGCUGGAUGGCCCUUGUGAGAAAAGAAUGCUAGACUAUAUCAGCCAGAUCAAGAAUGGCUCUCUUUACAUUCUAGCUAUCAUUUCUAUCGCAGAACUAUUUUUUCUUGCAUGAUCAAUGUGCACAGGACUGGUUACAGGACAGUGAUAGACAACAUGGUGCCUGACAUCAUCCCUGACCAUUGCCCAUGCUGCCUGGGGUUGAUGGGAGUUGUAGUUCAACAACAUCUUAAGGGCACCGUGUUGGUUACCACUGUGAUAGUAUAGUAUAGUAAAGGUUCGUUUGUUUUUUCAUAAUAAUGCAGCAAAAUAUAUGCUGUGAUUGUCAAUAUCCAAAAUAUGGUUAGCGUUGACAUUCACAUUCAUAUGUAACUGCUGGCCAUCCCAAAUUGGACAAGCACAACAUCCGGAUAGUGAUGGAAACUGCCCUUCCUCUGGUCAUCAAAUUGAUCAUUUGAUACACAGGAAAGUGAGUGGUAAUAAUUCCCUUGUGUGCCUGUGUAUGAGAGAGAGAAUGUGCAGUGGCUGCAUCUACUUUUGGUCCCAUCCAUCACUGCAAUGCAGCCUUAGGAGGGUUGACCAAGGGUGAAUGAAUCAAACCCAAGGAGAUUACCACCUCUGCUCUCAAGGACUCCCUAAUGAUGCAGAAACAAAUCACUCAAGUUUCUGUUUUUUUAUUUGUAAUUAUGGUAAGCAGUAUCUGAUUCCCUUCACUUUUCACAAAAUAACUAUAUAUCAUUAUUUUUUAAAGAAUCUUUUUGAAUGAAAUUAUUUUUAAAAAAAUGUGAUUGAGAGUGGGUGGGGAAUCAGCCUAUGCCAUUUUUUCUGCUAAAAAAAAGCAACUGUUGGAGCAAUUGUUCUUGUAGAAGCCUAAAAUAUAACUUUUAAUAUACUUUAUAUGUUAUGAGGCUAUUCUUAAAUAGGUGUGCUAAUUCGGUGUACUGCAUGUGUUUGAUGUGUACAUAGGGUCUCUGAGCACAUGAAAUUAUCAGUUCAUGUAAUGGGGACAGUCAAUCUAUCCAUGCAUGUACAUGCUGUCAGCUUCCUCUGCAGAAAUUAACUAAAAAGUAUGACAGUCACUAUAAAUAACCAAAGUAUUAUUCCAUUUUGAAAAUGCAGGGUCUCUAAUCCCAGGAAAAUAAAUUUUCCACUCCUCAUUAACUUGUGCUUGUCUCUCUGCAGGGUCAAGUUUGUGGCCUCUGUGGAAACUAUGAUGGCAAUGACAUAAACGACUUCACCACCAGGAGCCAGUCUGUUGUAGGAGAUGUACUGGAGUUUGGUAACAGCUGGAAGGUGUCUCCCACUUGCCCAGAUGCCCCGGGCAGCAGAGAUCCUUGUUCUACAAACCCAUAUAGGAGUUCUUGGGCCCAGAAGCAAUGUAGCAUCAUUAACAGCAAAGUGUUUGCUUCCUGCCACUCUCAGGUAUGGGCAAAUGCAUUUUUAAAAGAAUGUAUAGGACACUUGAACAGCUCCAAGCUUAAGACUUGAUGUGCCUGCUCUUGGGACAGGCUAUACCAACCACUGCAUAAGAGCAACAUAAAAAUGUGUUGUCAUUCUGUCAGCUAAUAAUUCAGAUAAGAAAAAGUUAAAUGUGAGCCCCAGAUUGGUUAGGCUCCCCAGCACAGUAAAUGCCUGAUAUUAACACAUUUAAUAGAUAAUUAAUAUUUAGGGGGUUGCCAACCAAUUUUACGUUUUCCUCAGUGGAUGCAUAAAAAUACCCUUUGCUUCAAUGACAAAUUACUUCCUUGACAAUUACUAAUGUAGAUGAUACAUAACCUUUUCACGUCCGCUUGACGUUUCGGAAGCAUUCAUGUUUAUUAUUAACAACAAAUUGCCUCUGCAUGCAAUUCUGUUGCUAUAACAAAAUGUGCAACUUGAAAAUAAAAACAAUGACUGAUGUCACAAAUUUUCCAUGCUGACUUUGUUGGAGAAACGAGAACUGUAAUUGGGAAAGAAAACCCAGAAAAUGCACCCUCCCUCUCCGACCAUGGCCUGCUAAGACUGAACCACAAAUCAAACCAUGUGUAUUCCUUCUCUAACAGGUUGAACCAACUAAAUAUUAUGAAGCCUGCAUCUCUGAUGCCUGUGCUUGUGACACUGGGGGAGACUGUGAAUGCUUCUGUACUGCUGUAGCCGCCUAUGCUCAGGCGUGCAAUGAAGCUGGCAGUUGCAUUUCUUGGAGAACUCCAAACAUCUGCCGUGAGUACUGCCCAUUCCUUUUAAAGUAAUAACAAAAAGAUAGAUUAGUGAGAACAAGGAGUAGGCUAAUGUUUCUGUAUUUGUAGCACCAUAUAUGGUAUGUGGUAGGAUGGCAUGCAGUAGGUUGGAGCAUUGCUGAACGUUUGCAUAUUUUUGUAAUCCAAUUUCUGCAUUCAUUUUGAAUGCAGUGACGCGAUCACAACAUGAUUCCUGCUUGUCAAAUUCAUAUCAAGAACAUUUGAAUUUAUCCUAACUUUGCAAGAGCUAAAUGUCUUCAGAAUAUGCUAAAUCUCAGCAUAUCCCCUCCUUACUGUCCAAUUCCCCUCCUUACUGUCUCCCGUGCUGUCAAUCCAUACCUGCCUGUGACCAUGAGGUCAAGGAAAAUAGGAAGACUUUCCCUGGAACAAGUACUGCUGCUGCUACUAGCUGCCUGCUUUGUUAUUCAUUAAAUUUAUAUACCACCCUUCAUCCUAAGAUCACAGGGUGGUUUACAGUACAAAAAUGCAGAAUACAUAACAUAAUAACAAAAAAACCCCCACCAGUAACACGUUUAGAAGACCAUAGAUCUUUCAUAUUUUGGCAGAGGAAGUGUAGCCAUUCACCAGGCCCAGCAUUCACCACCCAGUCCUACCUGUGAUCCACCCAAUAUCUCUGAUCCUACCUCCUACCAGCUGGGGAGAAGAUGUAGCAGGAGGGUAACUGGGUCUGUUCCUGACAUCCCUGCUCGCAAAAUUCAUUUGAUGGUGUUCCUGACUGGUGAAGUGAAUAAUGACACUAGAGAAACAAGCAACUAAUAUUGCUUACCAGAUCACUGAACAUAGAAAUGAGAAAUGACUGGCAUACAGUGCAAGGAUAGGUAUUGAGUGCUAUGAAAUUAAUGCAUUUUACUUGAAAGUAACAUUUAAAAAACCCUUUCCUCCUUUUGCAGCUCUGUUCUGUGAUUACUAUAAUCCAAAAGAGGAGUGUGAGUGGCACUACCAGCCUUGUGGCUCUCCUUGUAUGAAGACUUGCAGAAACCCAAGUGGAAAAUGCCUCCAUGAGUUACAAGGCUUAGAAGGUACAAGGAUUGUGGACCUUACCCUUGACCUACAAAUGAUGAUUACAGGAAACUUAAAAGCUUCAUUUUAUAUUAAUUGUUAUAAAAACUGUGGUUGCCCAAAACAAAAUGCUUGAUGCUUUGUGAAUAUGGGAAGUUUGGUUUGGGGAAAGGGAAGUUACUGUUUUGUCCCAGUCAAGGGGACAGGAUCUAGCCCAGUGGAAGCAUGUCCUACACAGAAAAUUCAAGGUCACAUACUGCUGGUCCCUGUCUGGGAUCCAGAAGCAAAGCCAGAUCAAGCAGAGAUUGGGUUUCAGCCGGGCAAGGUCAGAUUCUGACGAUCGGGGUCAGGCAAAGUAAAACACAGAUCAGGUUCCACUGAGGUCAUUCCAGCAAAGUAGAGAGUAGGUCCAAAUAAACAGAGUCAAGUAAAGCAGAGGUUGGGGGCCAAAAAGGCAGAUGAGCAAAUAAACAUAGUAGUAAAACCCUAGUUAGCUCCAAGUGAAAUCUAGGCUGGACUGUUGUUCUAGCACCCAACUAUCCUGGACUCAGCCUUAAGUAGGAUUGCUGCUUUGAUUGGGAAGCUAACUUCUUCCCUGAUGCAUAGAGCCCUUACAGUUAAAGAGGUUCAGCCACUAGGUGCCAUUCACUUUGGAAGCUUGGGGGAGACCAAGGUUAAGUUCUUGCCUCUAAGCUGGAGACCAGAGUUCGAGGAAGACAAGGCAACUUCUUCAAGGUGGAGAGGUGCAGGCAUCAUGUGCUCCUUUGAUGCUAGAACACCCAAGGAGGCAGGAAUGUCUAAAGCGGGUUCUGAGGUCAAUCUUCCUUUUGGUCAAGAGAUUCCCUCUGCCUCCAUGGCCUCUUCUCCUGAGCCCCAGUCUUGCUAAAUGACAGUUGCUUGACUUUUCUUUACCAUAAACUUCACUGACAAUCUGUGGAAGGGUUAUGGUAUAAAUGCAGAACAACCUACUUCAGGACUCACAAAGUUUCCACUCACAGAAUCCUCUGCUGGACCAAAGAGCUUCUGCUAGUGGGGAUACACAGUUGGAUUCAAGCCAGUGUGACUAUUAGUCUGAGUUUAUGGAUUAACAUAUGGCUUAUAAUUGUGAGAUCAAGAUAUGGCAGGGAUGGGCGGCCUGUGGCCCUCCAGAUGUUGUUGAACUACAGUUCCCAGCAUUGGCCAUGCUGGCUAUGACUGAUGGGAGCUUGAGUCCAACAAUGCAUGGAGGCCAAAGGUUUCUCAUCCCUGGUUUAUGGUGUGACAGCACCAUACACAAAAUCAGCUUAAAGGCUAACAUUUGUGCAGGGUAUGGUAAAAACUCUCUUUCUUACCACAGGCUGCUAUCCAAAGUGUCCAGCUGAUAAGCCCUAUUUUGAUGAAGAUGAGAUGCAGUGUGUUGAUCUUCCAGCGUGCGGCUGCUUUGAUGGCAAAGGAAACCACUAUAAACCAGGAGAAAAAAUGCCUUCACAAAAGAGCUGUGAAUCAUGGUAAUGCUUGUCUUUCAAAUGAUGAGAAUGAGAAUGUGAAUGUAAAAAUGUUUAAAGUUGUGGCAGAGGCAUAGCAUGCUCUAUUUCAUACUGCAGAAACAGGUUUGAGAAGGCAAAGUUUGGAAAUGUUCUCCUUAGGAUUAAUCUGCUCCAGCAUGUCUGCCCACCUCUUUUUGAACUUCUACUGCGGUAGAAAGAAAGUUUGCCUGAAGGCUCUAGUGAAAUUACUACUGCUCUUUUCUUCACUUUCACUCAGCUAAUUUGUUUCUCCUCUUCUGUAGGUUCUGGUGAGGAUUCUCUACUAUCCUACGUGCUGUGCUUCUUCCUUUUAUAUAGGGACAGAUUCUGAUAUUUAGGGCUGUGUACACACCAUACACUGAAAGCACAUUCCCAACCCCAAAGAUUCCUGGGAUCUGCAGUUUGUUAAGUGUGCUGGGAAUUUUAGUUCUGGGGGUAAACUACAGUUCCCAAGAUUCUUUCAGGGGGAGAUUUGCUUUAAAUGUUUGUUAUGUACACAGCCAUUGUCCAUGCUGAUUAGUAGAAUGAAUAACCAACCAAAUCAGCUUUAGGAAUGACCGCUCCCCACAUUAAGUAAGCCCUUUGUGUGGUCGCGCACAGCCCCCUGGACCCUAUGUGGCACCAUUAGCACAGGCUUGGCUUCGCCUUCUCCAGGUGGGAUACCUGGAGGUCUCCGCCUACCUCAGCCAGUUGCCCAAUCCCGCCUGGGGAGGCAUUGCCAAGGUGAUCAGGCCAAGUAGGGGGAGGGACCACCUGCCCACACAAUAGGGGGAGGACCUUACCUGGGAAUCAUCAGUUAGCCCCACCUUCUAAACAACAGCCAAUAUACCAAUUGUUGGGGGGAAGGGGGUAUCUGCUUUUACAAAAAGAAAAUUAGAGUUAAUCAUUGGAUGUUCCAAAAAGAUAAAUGAUUCAAUUUUAAUUCCAUUUACUUUGAAGUGCAGUCCAUUUAUUUCAAUGAAACUUCCUUCCAACAGCAAGUAAGAUGCAGUCUUUCACACACUCACCUGGAAAAUGGAAGCUCUACUGCCGGGGUGGCCAACUCCCGAGAGACUGUGAUCUACUCUCAGAGUUAGAAACCGGCAGUGAUCUACCACCUUUUGGGGGGUUCUAGUCUAAGUUGUUGAGCUUUUUUUAGGGAGGAGGAACGCUUUCUUUAGGGGAGCUUUUUUGAGGGGAGCCCAUGAUCUGACAGUGAUCUACCACAGACGUUCAAUGAUCUACCAGUAGAUCACAAUCUGCUACUGGAUGUCAUAGAAUUUAGUUCUGAGUAAAUGAGUAAAACCAAUUAGAGUCAAAGCCUAAAAUUGCUUUCUCAAUCCAAGUGUAGUAGUUUAUUCAGAAUUUCACCUCCAUAGACAUUCUUUUAUACUGGUUGUAUAUGCCCCUGAGGGCACACUCCAUUGUCUCUUGAGGCAGACGGAUGCCAACAACUAAUAUAAGGAGGGCUGUUAGUGUCUUCUUUGCUCACUAAAGAAAAUUAACUACCUUCAAAUGUGUUUUCUUUCCUUUUAGCUAUUGUUCCAUGGCUGGCAAACCAGAGUGUCGAUACGAUGAACUUGGUAUGUUCUCAGUGCUAAGUUUUAAUAUGAAUUGUGAGUGAUUUGGAACAGCCUUUUACAUUUUAAGAAGUUUAAUGCUGACAAUUUCUUUUGAAUGACAGAAUGCCACUGCAUCUAUGAAGGGAAGAUUAGCAAGCCUGGGGAUGUCAUCUACAACACAACAGAUGGCAUUGGAGGGUGCAUCACUGCGAUUUGCAGUAAGAAUGGAACAAUAGAGAGGAAUAUCUUCCCAUGCACAACAACACCCACCACAACCACCACCACCACUGCACCAACCACUACCGUCUUUAACUUUUCCAGUACCUCUUCACCAGCAACCACUACUGCAGGUAAAAACUCUGAUGAUAGUGCAAUCAUAUGGUUCACUCCCUCCCUACCCUAUUCAGUGAAACCCAUCUCCAGUACAUUGGAAUUAGUAGAUUGUAGUAGAGUAUAAAUUUCAAGAGCAUUACCCUGCAACGUUGUCUGUGGAUUUCUGUAGUUUCUUUACCACCUUUUGCAUAGCUGUAUGGUACAUUGCUAUGGCGGAGACAUAGUACUGCCUCCUGGAAUGGUACUCCUGGAAUGGUACUGCAUGGGCGUUUUUACCCUUAGCAUUUUCUGAGCUGGUGGAAAUGAAUACCAGCCAUUCCAAUCAAUCUAGGAAGGGAUGGGUGUUUUCUGGGAAGCCCGGAUGAGAGGGCUACCUCUCCAACUCCAGCAAUGCAAAAUAUGACCUGUGCCUCUGUAAUUUAAAUCUUUCAAUGAAAUGUUUAGAAAACAAUAAGCAUUUUUUGCUGGUGUGAAGAACUACUUGUAAGUAAAUGUAUAUAGGAUACUUUUAAGUAAGCCAAUAAGCUGUGGUCCCUCCUGUGAUGUGUUUCCAAUCUCCCAAAGAGCUGAGGAGAAAAAUGGAGGUGCUUCACUCCAGGUUCUCCUUGACUAAUUUCUGGGCAACUUGCAGUACCCUGUUUAUUCAUAGUGCUCCCACCCAUCUCAUAUGUGCUUCAUUCAGUUUUCCUCCCAUCUCAAUCAGCUGCUACCCAGUUUCUUGAUCCAGGUCUCUGAGGAGCUCCAGUCCCAGCAGCCCAUAUCACUUUUCCUUCUCAUUUCCUCACUCGAACAUUUUGAUUUUACAUUUUGUUAUUACAAAAGGAAAUAGAGAUAUUUAAAAGCCUGUGUUACUCAGCAACUAGUUCCAGAGGGGUCCAAUGGAUUGGUUCAGUCCAGAUGGCUCGGAUGAACUGAUUUAGUUAAACCCUCAAAGGUUGCUUCCAAACCACCUGUUUCUUGAGCAUCCAUUCUGAUUUGUUUGCCAGGGAGGUUAGAUAACACGGUUUCAAGCCAAUGAUAUCCCACCCUUUUCAAGGGUAUUUCCCAGUCUCAUUUGCAAGUAACUCAGUUUUAGUAGGGAGUGAGUUUGUUGCUCAAGAGCACCAAAUCAAUUGCACCAAAUGAAUUUGCUGGUAUGUGACUGAAUCCCGCCUGGAAAUGGUGGCAGUCUAGAAGAGCCUCAAGGAAACUUCCUUCUUACACACAGCUUCUACUGUACAUGCUUAAAAUUUAAAAGUUUAAAUAAGCAUGAAAAUACUAAUGUGCCAUUUUAUCUUUUUUACCCUCACAGUGCCUGUAACAACAUCCGUUUGUGUUCAGGAAGUAUGCCAGUGGUCACAGUGGUAUGAUGUGAGCCAGCCUGGCUCUGGAGAUGAUGAUGGAGAUUUUGAUACUUUUGAAAAACUACGAGCAGAAGGAUAUAAAGUCUGCAGAGCUCCAAGGGCCGUUGCCUGCAGAGCUGAGAAAUUUCCCAAUACUCCAUUAAGUGAACUGGGCCAGAAAGUAGAAUGCAGUAAAACAGUGGGGCUAAUCUGUUACAACAAGGAUCAGCAUCCAAUGAGCUGCCACAAUUAUCAAAUCAAAAUCCAGUGUUGUAGCUUUGAACCAUGUGGCAUUACUGCAUCGACACCUGGGACUACGCACACAACAACACCAACUACUCUUCCUGUAACAACUCCUACUCCUGUAACAACACCAAAGCUACCACCUACCACAACUGUAGUAACCGAAACAACUAGCAUCUCAACUACAACCCCAGCAACCACAACAGAAAUACCACGGUCAACACCUUGUAAACUCACAUGUAAAUGGACUGAAUGGUACGAUGUGCACUUUCCCACUUUGGACAACAAAGGGGAUUUUGAAACAUACGACAUCAUUAAGGCUGCAGGAAAAGAUAUAUGCCAAAAACCUGAACGUAUAGAAUGCAGGGCAGAGAAAUAUCCAGAGAAAUCUAUUGAUGAAAUUGGACAAACUGUUCAGUGCAAUGUGACAUUUGGCUUUGUCUGCAAAAAUGAAGAACAGUCAGGAAUCUUGCAGAUGUGUUAUAACUAUCAGAUCAAAGUAUACUGCUGUUAUACUGACUGCUUAACCACCACUCCAGAAACUACAACAGCAAGCACAAGUACUGUUUCAGUAACUACCACAGUUACUAGUACAACUCCAGAAACAACAUCUACAUCAAUAGUGACAACUAAGCCAAAAACAACAACAGUCACAACCACACCUUCUACUACUAAAUCUACAACCACAACUACUACAGCCACAACAUCCACUACAAUUCCAGAAACUACAACUGAAACAACACCUUCUACAACUAAAAUUAUAACCACACCCACAACAAAAGAAACAACACAUCCAACUGUGUCAACAACUACAUCAACAACCUCACAAAUUACAACAAAAGGUACAACCAUAGUGUCAACUACUUCUGAAGCAACAACAUUAACCACAACACCUCCAACUACAACACAGUCACCAACAACAGUAACAACUGUUCCAGAGACAACAAAAAGUUUAGAAACGACAACAAUUUCAACAACAGCCCCUUCGACACCUGAACAAUGCACUAAGGAAGUUUGUGAAUGGUCACAGUGGUAUGAUAUAAGUUACCCAGGAUCCGCACCAGAUGAUGGAGAUUUUGAUACAUUUAAGAAUAUAAGAGCCAAAGGAUACAAAGUCUGUAAGGCACCAAAAAAUGUUGAAUGCAGAGCAGAAAGAUAUCCUGAUACACCACUAAAUGAAUUAGAGCAAAAAGUUACUUGUAGUAAAACAGAAGGACUCAUAUGUUACAACAAAGAACAACUUCCACCAAUUUGCUAUAAUUAUGAGAUAAGAAUUGAAUGCUGUGAAAAAAUAAUUGUACCAUGUCCAACAACCAGACCACUAACAACUACAAAGCCUUUAACCUCACAAACAACGACCACCAGCAAAACAACUACAACAGCAUCAACACCAAUAACUACUACCAAAGAAAAGACUAUUAUUACACGAACUCAGACAACUACACAGCCAUCAAAAGCACCGCUACUAAAUGGAACAACAUCAAUCACAACUAAACCUCUACAAACGACAAAAGUCACAACAAGGACAACACCAUUAAUUACUACAAAGCCUGAAACACCGAAAACUAAGCCGACAACUGAAGUUACAACAACGAAGCCAGCAACAACUACAAAAUUGCAAACCACCACAACACAAACAACGGAAACAACCACCAGUGUCAUCACAACAACAAAAGCAACCACCACACCUGUGGUAGUAAGCACGACUUUGCCUAGAAUGACACCAGAAAGGACUACAAUGGUGACAACCACCAGUGCCACCACCACUCCCAAACCAACCACUACAGCUCCAGAAACGACCACCACCACACCAGUAACAACUACAGAACCCAAAACCACUACAAAACAGCCAACAACGACACCAACCACCACACCUCGGCCAGUAAGCACAACCACAUUGCCCACGACCACUGUACCAGUCACCACAACAACUACCGAGACGACUACCACCUCUCCAGAAACAACAACUUGUGGACCUAUAUGUCAGUGGACCGACUGGUUUGAUGUUGACUAUCCCACAUCUGGACCUAACGGGGGUGACAUUGAGACGUAUAACAACAUCCGAGAUGCGGGUGGCAAGAUCUGUGCCAAGCCAUCAAACAUCCAGUGCAGGGCUGAAAAUUACCCUGACCUCCGCCUUGACCAACUCAAUCAGAUAGUAGAGUGUAAUGUUGACUCUGGACUAGUUUGCAGGAAUGAUGAGCAAAUUGGGAAAAUCAGGCAGUGCUUGAAUUAUGAGAUACGAGUGUUGUGCUGUGAAGUAAACCCACGUUGCCCACCUACAACCAUCCCAACCACCACCACUCCCAAACCAACCACUACAGCUCCAGAAACAACCACCACCACACCAGUAAAAACUACAGCACCCAAAACCACCACAACGCAACCAACCACCACCACCACCACCACUCCCAAACCAACCACUACUGCUCCAGAAACAACCACCACCACACCAGUAACAACUACAGCACCAAAAACCACCACAACACAACCAACAACGACAACCACCACCACCACCACCACACCUCGGCCAGUAAGUACAACCACCUUGCCCACAACCACUGUGCCAGUCACCACAACAACCACCGAGACGACUACCACCUCUCCAGAAACAACAACUUGUGGACCUAUAUGUCAGUGGACCGACUGGUUUGAUGUUGACUAUCCCACAUCUGGACCUAACGGGGGUGACAUUGAGACGUAUAACAACAUCCGGGCUGCAGGAGGGAAGAUCUGUGCCAAGCCAUCAAACAUCCAGUGCAGGGCUGAAAAUCACCCUGGCCUCAGCCUUGACCAGGUUGGUCAGAAAGUUGAGUGUAAUGUUGAUUCUGGACUGGUUUGCAAGAAUGAAGAGCAAAUUGGGAAAAUCAGGCAGUGCUUGAAUUAUGAGAUACGGGUGUUGUGCUGUGAAGUAAACCCACGUUGCCCACCUACAACCAUCCCAACCACCACCACGACAGCUCCAGAAACAACCACCACCACACCAGUAACAACUACAGCACCCAAAACCACCACAACACAACCAACAACAACAACCACCACCACUCCCAAACCAACCACUACUGCUCCAGAAACAACCACCACCACACCAGUAACAACUACAGCACCAAAAACCACCACAACACAACCAACAACGACAACCACCACCACCACCACACCUCGGCCAGUAAGUACAACCACCUUGCCCACAACCACUGUGCCAGUCACCACAACAACCACCGAGACGACUACCACCUCUCCAGAAACAACAACUUGUGGACCUAUAUGUCAGUGGACCGACUGGUUUGAUGUUGACUAUCCCACAUCUGGACCUAACGGGGGUGACAUUGAGACAUAUAACAAGAUCCGGGCUGCAGGAGGGAAGAUCUGUGCCAAGCCAUCAAACAUCCAGUGCAGGGCUGAAAAUCACCCUGGCCUCAGCCUUGACCAGCUUGGUCAGAAAGUUGAGUGUAAUGUUGAUUCUGGACUGGUUUGCAAGAAUGAUGAGCAAAUUGGGAAAUUCAGGCAGUGCUUGAAUUUUGAGAUACGGGUAUUGUGCUGUGAAGUAAACCCACGUUGCCCACCUACAACCAUUCCAACCACCACCACUCCCAAACCAACCACGACAGCUCCAGAAACAACCACCACCACACCAGUAACAACUACAGCACCCAAAACCACCACAACGCAACCAACAACAACAACAACCACCACCACCACUCCCAAACCAACCACUACUGCUCCAGAAACAACCACCACCACACCAGUAACAACUACAGCACCAAAAACCACCACAACACAACCAACAACGACAACCACCACCACCACCACACCUCGGCCAGUAAGUACAACCACCUUGCCCGCAACCACUGUGCCAGUCACCACAACAACCACCGAGACGACUACCACCUCUCCAGAAACAACAACUUGUGGACCUAUAUGUCAGUGGACCGACUGGUUUGAUGUCGACUAUCCCACAUCUGGACCUAACGGGGGUGACAUUGAGACGUAUAACAACAUCCGGGCUGCAGGAGGGAAGAUCUGUGCCAAGCCAUCAAACAUCCAGUGCAGGGCUGAAAAUCACCCUGGCCUCAGCCUUGACCAGCUUGGUCAGAAAGUUGAGUGUAAUGUUGAUUCUGGACUGGUUUGCAAGAAUGAUGAGCAAAUUGGGAAAUUCAGGCAGUGCUUGAAUUUUGAGAUACGGGUAUUGUGCUGUGAAGUAAACCCACGUUGCCCACCUACAACCAUCCCAACCACCACCACUCCCAAACCCACCACUACAGCUCCAGAAACAACCACCACAACACCAGUAACAACUACAGCACCCAAAACCACCACAACGCAACCAACAACAACAACCACCACCACUCCCAAACCAACCACUACUGCUCCAGAAACAACCACCACCACACCAGUAACAACUACAGCACCAAAAACCACCACAACCAACAACGACAACCACCACCACCACCACACCUCGGCCAGUAAGUACAACCACCUUGCCCACAACCACUGUGCCAGUCACCACAACAACCACCGAGACGACUACCACCUCUCCAGAAACAACAACUUGUGGACCUAUAUGUCAGUGGACCGACUGGUUUGA
Podarcis lilfordi (Lilford's wall lizard) is the source of this 39161-nucleotide messenger RNA. NCBI's taxonomy places the organism in Eukaryota, Metazoa, Chordata, Lepidosauria, Squamata, Lacertidae. The record is from the annotation of a GenBank genome assembly.